AAUUCCCGAUUUUUUUUUUUGUUUUCCAAAAGAGAACAAAUUGGAAAUUCCCUCAUCUUCAUCUUCAUCUUCAUCUUCAUCUUCUUCUGGUUUCUCUCAACCCUCAUCCAUGGCUUCCCUUCUGAGCCACGGCGUCUCCCCCUUACCUCCUCAACCCACUCGCGACCUCAACCUCCGCAAACCCCACCUCCACCCAAACCUCCCAAUCUCCUCCCCCCGCCACCACCACAAACCCCUCCUCCGAGUCCGCGCCGACGCCUCUACCACCGCCUCACCCACCUCCUCCGACGACAAAAUCCGCGAGAUCCUCCGCAACCGCGACUACGACAAGAAAUUCGGCUUCACCAUCGACAUCGACUCCUUCUCCAUCCCCAAGGGUCUCUCCAUGGAAACAAUCCGAUUGAUCUCCACUCUCAAACAAGAACCCGAUUGGAUGCUCGAGUUCCGAUUGAAGGCACUGGAGAAAUUUCUCGCCAUGAAAGAGCCUCAAUGGUCUGACAACACCUACCCCACCAUCGAUUUGCAGAACAUCUGCUACUACUCCGCACCCAAGAAGAAACCCUCGUUGAAUUCGCUCGAUGAGGCUGACCCUGAGCUUCUCCGGUACUUCGAUAAGCUCGGGGUUCCGCUCAACGAGCAGAAUCGGUUGGCCAACGUCGCCGUGGACGCUGUCCUUGACAGCGUCUCCAUCGCCACCACCCAUAGAAAAACGCUGGAGAAAGCAGGGGUGAUUUUCUGUUCAAUCUCUGAUGCUAUCAAGGAGUACCCUGAUUUGGUUAGGAAGUCGUUAGGGAAAGUGGUGCCGGCGGAGGAUAACUACUAUGCGGCGUUGAACGCGGCGGUUUUCAGUGAUGGGUCGUUUUGUUACAUUCCGAAGGACACUGUUUGCCCUAUGCAGAUUUCAACUUACUUCAGGAUCAACGCGUUGGAGACAGGGCAGUUUGAGAGGACUUUGAUUGUGGCGGAUGAUCGGAGUUCUGUGGAGUAUUUGGAAGGUUGCACUGCGCCUUCUUAUGAUAGGAACCAGCUUCAUGCGGCGGUUGUGGAGCUGUAUUGUGGGGAAGGUGCUGAGAUUAAGUACUCCACUGUGCAGAAUUGGUAUGCUGGGGAUGAGGAAGGGAAGGGUGGGGUGUACAAUUUUGUGACCAAGAGAGGGUUGUGUGCUGGGGCGGGGUCGAGGAUAUCGUGGACGCAGGUGGAGACGGGUUCCGCGAUUACUUGGAAGUACCCGAGUGUUGUUUUGGAAGGGGAUGGGAGUGUGGGGGAGUUUUACUCUGUUGCCUUGACGAAUAAUUAUCAGCAGGCGGAUACCGGGACCAAGAUGAUACACAAGGGGAAGAAUACCAGGAGCAGGAUUAUAUCCAAGGGUAUAUCGGUUGGGAAUUCCAGGAACUGUUAUAGAGGGCUUGUUCAGGUUCAGCCUAAGGCGGAGAAUGCUCAGAACAAAUCUCAGUGUGAUUCAAUGCUCAUUGGUGAUAAAGCAGCUGCCAAUACCUAUCCUUACAUUCAGGUGAAAAAUCCAACCGCAAGAAUUGAACAUGAAGCUAGUACGUCCAAAAUUGGUGAAGAUCAAUUAUUUUACUUUCAACAAAGGGGAAUAGACUAUGAAAAAGCAAUGGCUGCUAUGAUUUCUGGAUUUUGCCGUGAUGUCUUUAAUGAACUUCCUGAUGAAUUUGGUUCUGAGGUGAACCAACUCAUGAGCUUGAAGCUUGAGGGAUCAGUAGGCUAAACAGCUUGGUUGGCAUCUCUUUUUGGAAUUUGCUCGGGCUAUUAGGAAGGAUAUGGAAGUCCUACAUGAUGUAUAUUAGGAAAGAUAUGUACACAAUGUAUAUAGAUUUUGCCUUGAGCUGUAUCGCAAAGUUCCAUGAAACAUGUUUUAUGAGUUUUUAAACCUUAAUAUAUCUGUAACACCAUAAUUUUGUAUGUUGUCGUUUCACUCUGGAUUUUCUCUUCA
Lotus japonicus is the source of this 1954-nucleotide messenger RNA. Its product is annotated as UPF0051 protein ABCI8, chloroplastic. The coding region runs from base 110 to 1729 and encodes 539 amino acids. Lineage: Eukaryota; Viridiplantae; Streptophyta; Magnoliopsida; Fabales; Fabaceae. Gene Ontology annotation, biological process: iron-sulfur cluster assembly. The transcript is spliced from 2 exons. The record is from RefSeq and is a predicted model, not a curated record.